Messenger RNA from Anoplophora glabripennis (Asian longhorned beetle), 837 nucleotides. RefSeq lists its product as uncharacterized. The annotation marks the transcript as partial. The record is from RefSeq and is a predicted model, not a curated record. The transcript is spliced from 2 exons. NCBI's taxonomy places the organism in Eukaryota, Metazoa, Arthropoda, Insecta, Coleoptera, Cerambycidae.
AUGGAAGAAAAGUGCACUUCGCUCAUCUUUGGCUACUUUGCAUCACUAUUCGUGUAUUGUCGAAUAGCAGAUCUUUCUGUGUUACUUUCCACAGCAACACCGCAAAUGCUGACUGACAACGAACACAAAACAGAAGAAAUCGAAAAAGUUAAAAAAGCUCUUCAACAAAAUGGUUUCUCGGAUAACAACAUCAAGAGAGCAUUAAGACCACGCCACAAUAGAGAACGGACCGAAGAAGAUAAACCAGUUGCCAAAGCACUCCUUCCAUAUAUAAAAGGAACCACUGACAAAAUCAGCAAAGUACUGAAGAAACAUAAAAUUGAAACUGUCUUCAAUACCGACAGGAAAAUUGGCAACAUUCUUCCAUCAGCGAAGACGAAGAUUCCACUCGAAGGUCAAGGCGUUUACCAGAUUCCCUGUGGCGACUGCGAAAAAUCAUACAUAGGACAAACAAAUAGAAGAGUUCAAACACGAAGAGAGGAACACAGAAAUGCUGUAGAAAAGAAUCAGGCAACCUCUUCUUUGGCGCAACAUGCGAAAAACACCGGACAUAAAAUCAAUUUCGAAGAAACAAGAAUCAUUGCCAACAUAGAACAUAAAACCAAAAGAAUUAUCAGAGAAGCCAUAGAAAUCGAAAAACAUACAAAAAAUCUAAAUACACGUGACGAUACACAAAGGCUCCCAAUAGCUUGGAAACCGAUUCUCGCAAACAAAAUCAUCAGAGCGCGACGCAACGCUUCACCAAGCAUGACAUCUGACGCACCAACGAGCAGCGAACCGAGGCGAAAACCAGUGAAGGAGAACGCGAAAAUAAUAUAUAAAGCAGCAGCAGAGCAG